Pseudogymnoascus verrucosus is the source of this 3084-nucleotide messenger RNA. It is a transcript of the gene REB1, whose product is annotated as RNA polymerase I enhancer binding protein. The transcript has a single exon. Gene Ontology annotation, biological process: regulation of DNA-templated transcription. Gene Ontology annotation, molecular function: transcription cis-regulatory region binding; DNA-binding transcription factor activity. The record is from RefSeq and is a predicted model, not a curated record. Gene Ontology annotation, cellular component: nucleus. Lineage: Eukaryota; Fungi; Ascomycota; Leotiomycetes; Thelebolales; Thelebolaceae. The coding region runs from base 103 to 2676 and encodes 857 amino acids.
CUCGAACUUUUAGUUCUAGAGCUGAGCUUUCCGACUACCGCCACUUGCGCCACAAGCUUCACCUCAGCGCCUGCACUCUCGCUGCCAACAGCACAAACAUUGAUGGGGCAGGAGUCAAGUCAGGUCCAAAGAAUAGAAGAGGACUCUUCAAGCAUGGACGGCAAUUCGAGCACCCGCGGCGGGGUUGAGGGCGACUAUCCUCUUCCCGCCCUUCCACCGAGUCGCGAGGCGCGUGAGGAGACGAUCAAUAGCUCAGCGCAACGAAAGUGGAAGAUGAGCAAUGGAAUAUCAGAGGAUGGCGCCGCGGAUCGAAGCGAUAGCGCGCGACGCGCCGACAAGAAACUCAAAAAAAUGAAGAAGAAGAAAGACAAGGCCGGGAAUGGGGGGAAUAGUGAAGGGAAAGAUAACGAUCCCACAUCGUCCGUGAAACAGAAGAGGAAGAAGAAUCGAAUGAGCGACGGAGUUGCGCGACAAUCUCUUGGGGGGGCUUCGUCGCAGUCUGCGCCAUUGCGCUCAGCUGCGUCGGUUCUACUGCCACGUUCAGAUGCUGUGGAUAGAGUGCCUGAAUCUUCACACCCAACAGCAGAUGCGCCUUCGAGCUCUACGGCAUCGAAAAAGAAGAAGAACAAGUCAAAGAACAAGCGUAACAGUAUACAGGCAGUCGCCGCUGCAGUUGGGGGUGACGGUGGUGGCAGCAGCACUGGUCCCAAAGCGGCCGAUGCUGAGCCCCUUGCGAAGGACAAUGUUCCUGAACCAGCUCCUACGAGCUCUUGGGCAGCAGUUAAUGUGCCGUCCAGUGCCACUAAAACUGGAAAGACCCACGACGAUGUCAACAUGGCAAAUGGGCAAAGCAAUCACAAGCAGGCGGAGGAGCCAACUGCGGGGGAAACCGAAUCAAACUCUCCCGAGAAACAAACGGAUGCCAGUGCUACCAAACCUAAGAGCUCGCAAAUCCACCCCAUCGAGGAAAUGGAUCUUGAUCCAACUCAAUCUCAGAACACGCCUGCAGACCCCGUCGAAGAUCCAAUGGACCUGGUCGUAGCCGAACCUCAGAAUGCGAAGGCCGGCCCUGCCGACAAUUCCGGAGACAGUCGAGAAAUACUGGAGGUCGCCAAUAAAGAGGUGCCGCAAAUCGGUGUUUAUGCUGGCGGUGAAGAACCAACCAGCACGACUCGCAGACGUAAACGCCGUCUCCCUGUCGACGACGAUCCUAUCGAGACGCCUUCUAAGAGAUCUAAGAAGUCACUCAAAGCCAAAUCUCCAGUAACGAAGGGCCAGAAGACAAAAGCCGCACCAAAAUCACCUGCGAGCUCCGCGGCAGCUCCUCGAACUCCGACACGCGCAGCUGCCGCAGCUGAUGGCAAGCCAGCCCCCAGGAUGACUGAUGACGACCUCGCCGUUAUCAAGAACCAACUUCUCAAGUACCGCGAGAUGAACGACAUCAACGAACUAGAGCAGAACCGCUUAAUCCAUGGCAAGGCCACCGACAGCCGCAACCUGUUCAACAUGGUCUGCGAGGAAUUCCCAGACCGGGAUCGUUGGUCUUUGAUCAAGUUCUGCCGCCGGAAAUUCCACAACUUCACGGCGCGCGGGAAGUGGUCGGCGGAGGACGAUGAGGAUCUCAGGGAGGCGCAUAGGCAGAUGCCGAAUCGCUGGACGCAGAUUGGCCAAAGGCUCAACAGACAUCCAGAGGACUGUCGUGAUCGCUGGAGGAACUACCUUAUUUGCGGUGAUAACAUGAUUACUGUAUACUGGGACGACGACGAGGUGCAGCAACUACGUGAUGCAGUCGCAGCUUGCGUGUCACACCUUCGGGAGAUGAGGCAGCUGGGCGUGAUAGAGUCUAGCCCCAACGACGAUGAAGCGGAUGACAUCGAGCUCGUGGAUUGGCAACAGGUCAGCGAGAAGAUGGGCCGCACGAGGAGUCGCCUGCAGUGUCGCCAGAAAUGGAGGCGGAUGCAUGAGAGCGAUGAUAAGUUUGACACCACGCCGCGCAAGGUGGCUCCGAACUGGCGCGACAAGCUCGCUCGCAAGGAGACGCAGCAGAUGGACUUGGAUGAUAAGUUGGUCAUUCUGCGCAGUAUCAAGGAGUCGCAGGUGCAAAGGGAGGGGAAGAUCAAUUGGAAGACGGUUGGCGACGAGGAAUUCCAAGGGCGCUUUGCUGUCAGAACACUCAAGUUGGCGCUUACGACGCUCAAGAGUACGGUUCCAGAUGCACAAUCCCAUAAGCUGCAAGAAAUUGUUGAGAUACUCUUGGAGAAGCUGGGAUCUGCAAACGGCCGGGACCCUACCGCGAAAUCGUUCAGGGAAUCUACAGGAACUAAAAAUACGAAGAAUAAGUAUAUCAGCGCGGAAACUAUCAACUCCGAAGAUGACGAAGAAUCCGACGGCGACGCUAGAGAACAAAUAAGGCAGGGGUUGCCAAAACUGAAGGACACAAACCGCUCGCCGAAGAAGCUCAGCGAUCGUAUGGCGCGUAGGUCCGAGAGCGUGGAUUCGGUUGGCAAUGCUAUCCCUUCUGGUGGGCCGGAGGUACCGGAGAGCGAGUAUGAUGAACCGGCUGCGCCGAAGACGAAUGGGGCUCAUAAAUCUACGAAGGCGGGCUCGGACUCGGAUUCUGAUGACUCGGAUUUGGAUGAAGAGAUACCUGCGAGACGGGCUUCGAUUUCACUCUGAUCGGUAUCGACUGCGUUGUCCGCCUCUCACUCUAUAAAUCCGAAUACUCGGAUAGUUGUCUCCAUCUUCCAUUAUUGUACGACGGCAGGCAAUUUUGGGUGUGAGGAACGAGUAUUGGAGUGGAGUGUAUGAUUUCAUGUCUUGUAUUUACUUUUCGCUAAACUGCUCUGCUGGAGUGGUAUGUUUGUGGGCGUCUCUGGGGUUAUGACACUUCAUGUUGAUUCAUUCGGUAUGGGGAAGGAGAGACCCAAACUCGGGUUCAGGUGUUGGGGGUUAGGUGCAGAGAUAGAUUAUUCAGUGACGAUAUCCAAGAUUUCAAGACAAAUCAUCUAGCUGUGAGAUGUGCUAUAUUUGCUAUUGUUUGUUGGCUUUGAACCUACCUCGCUUUUGAACGAAGAUAUCCAAAAU